AUGAAAGCGACUUGGGGAAGAUUCUUGCUUUUGGGAACUGUUUUAGCGUAUGAAGAAUGUCGAGAAAAAUUCAAGAUACCGGAGAACAAAAGCGAACGGAUACCAGAGCUGAGGCUGAAAUUGAACAAAUUGGCUGGAUCGUCUAUCGGCCUGUGCCAUUAUUUCAUCGACACAGCGACGAACAUCACCGGAGCUCUCUCACUUGACAUCGACGGCUCGAUAGAUGGCUACUACUCUUUCCACGACUCUUCUUUUACGAUCAACUCCACUGCCCACCUGUCUAACUAUCGAAAAUUCCCUUACGAGUUCCACCACGAAUGUUCCAAAACACUACAAUUCCUCAAAAACGACGGGAAAAAGCUGAAAUUCGACUCUAGCAACAAUCAUGCGAAUCUUCGAAAAAGACGAGCAGCAGAAGAAGAUGAUACGAUAAAAUUUAUUGAACUCAUCAUGGUGGUCGCCCAAUCACUCGUCCUGGAGCAUGAGAAAGACAACGCAACGGAUUCGGAUGCUCGAUACCGCCCAGUUCUCAAGCGAUACGAAUCCGCGCACAACAUCAUUGACAAUUUCUACAAAGAAGCUGGCUUCCGAGUGGCAUUGCUCGAUAUUAUUCUGUGGAAAGAAAAAGAUGAAAUUGCUCUUGUCAACAAGCAAUCCGGCACAAUUCUAAGCAGCUUUCAGAAAUAUCGUUCAAAUCCAAGCCAGGGAUUGAAAGAGCGAUGGAAACGAGUCGACAACUCCCAAUUGAUCGUCGCCAAAGGAACUUUUGAGGACACCGGGACCAUCGGAAAAGCCUGGGUAGGGACGAUUUGCCGCGGAGGGAGCUCUAUUGGGGUCAAUGAAGAUCAUGCGAGCGAAGUUGUAGGAUUGGCGACGACGAUGGCGCACGAAAUGGGACACAAUUUGGGACUCAACCACAUCAAAGACAAAGAGUGUCCGAUCGGUCAAAAGUGUAUCAUGGCUCCUAGCUACUCCCUCUCGACGAAAAUCUCCAUCUGGUCGCCAGCGUCGAUAACCGCUUUGAAUGACAAAAAGGACGAGCUAUGCCUUCAAGAUAUUCCUGAAAAGAAGCUUCUUUACGGCGCGAAAAACUGCGGAAACGGUUUGGUUGAGCGGGAGGAAGAGUGCGACUGCGGGGAAAGCCCAUCUGACGAAUGCAAAAAAUGCUGCAACCACAGAACAUGCAUGUACCACGAAGGAAAGGAAUGUUCUGAUACGAAUGGCCCUUGCUGCAAAGAUUGCAAAUUACGAAAAGCUGGAUCAAUCUGCCGAGCAGAGCAAAAUAGCUGCGAUUUGCCAGAAUACUGCGACGGAAUCUACCCAUACUGCCCUCAAAAUGUCUGGACGAGAAACGGAGAGAAGUGUGAGGAAGAAGGACGCUGCUUCUCCGGACAAUGUAGAAAACGAUCAGAUCAGUGCAAGAAAUUCUUUGGCGAAAAAGCUGAAGUCAAUGAAGUUUGCAUGGAAAAGGCGAAUAAUCGAACAAGAGGCGAUUAUAGUGGAAACUGUGGAGAGAUGUACAAACCGGGCAUAUUUCGGUCUGAAAACUACUACGACUGCAAAGCGCCGAGCGAUUAUCUCUGUGGAAAGAUCCAAUGUGAACACGGUUCAGCGACUUUGCAGCAGGAAGAAUUCCGCGACGUUGAUGUUCGUUCACGAUCUGUAGAAGGCGCUAACUGUAAAUAUGUCGACUGGAGAGGGUCAAGAGACCUGGCGGGGAGCGAAAUGCUCUGGUACAGCGAUAGAAUUCCUCAAGGAACACCAUGUGGAGAAGAGAGCAUCUGUUCUUCUCAGCAGGAGAAUAUUUGGCAUACCUACGAGUCUUUUUCUGAAUGCGUUCCUUUGGCAGACAUGCGAGAAACGAACGAGGACUUCAAGCCGUGCCCAGAGAACUGCAACGGCAAGGGUAUUUGCAAUUCUCGUGGGAACUGCCACUGCAACGUCGGCUACGGCGGCAGAACUUGCUCGCAGAGAGGCUAUGGGGGCUCCGUCGAUUCUGGGCCCAUGAUACGACACGUGUUGGACGAGAACAUGGUCUCUUACAGCGUGGUAUUCGGCCUGCUAUUUCUACUGGCAAUUAUUGGCCUUGUUGUUUACAAAUUCCACUUUGGGCGCAACAUUUCGGAAAUAUGCUAUUAUCAACCGUGCCCUGGAAAAUCUGCUGCCGCACGUGCAAGAGCAGCGAGACAAAAGCAGGAAGCUUCUCAAAACCUAAACCGGAAUAAAACCGCCGCAUCUUCGUCCGGAACGCACGAUAUUUUCAAUCAAUGGGGCGAUAAUCCAAACGACAAUCAAAAUACUGCUUUUUCCAAGGCGCCUAAAACAGCCGAAAAAGUGAAACCUGUUUAUUUAAAAGAGCUGAAAACAACGAAGAAAACAACGAAAGAAUCGAAGCCGCCAAAUCCAGCUCCAAUUUCGCAGCCUCAAUGCGACCCCUUCGCAGUCAACUGGGGUGACCCAGUUUCUGAGCCUUCAGCUAUUCCAAAACAAAAACGACCGCCACCAGCUCCGCCGGCGCCUCCUAAAGACUACGAUCAAGACUCAUCUUCCUCACCGAACGAGCUCUCCGAAAUGAAGCCCGCUCCAUUGCCAAAAGAUUACUAG
Messenger RNA from Oikopleura dioica, 2604 nucleotides. NCBI's taxonomy places the organism in Eukaryota, Metazoa, Chordata, Appendicularia, Copelata, Oikopleuridae. The record is from the annotation of a GenBank genome assembly.